AUGGCGAGUAAGCGGACCAACGUGCUGGUCUACUCCGGCAACGGUAGCACCGUCGAGAGCGUGCGCCAUUGCAUGUGGAGUCUGCGACGGCUACUCUCGCCCAACUACGCCGUGAUUCCUGUCGACGGCAACGCCAUCAUCAACGAGCCAUGGACUGCAUCGUGCGCGCUGCUCGUGAUUCCCGGCGGCGCCGACCUGGGCUACUGCCGCACCCUCAACGGCGAGGGCAACCGGCGCAUCAGCCAGUAUGUCAACCGCGGCGGCAACUACCUCGGCUUCUGCGCCGGCGGCUACUAUGGCUGCAAGCACUGCGAGUUUGAAGUCGGCGACAAGAAGAUGGAGGUCGUUGGCGACAGAGAGCUUGGCUUUUACCCGGGCGUCUGCCGCGGCCUGGCCUUCCCUGGCUUCGUCUACCACAGCGAGGCGGGCACACGUGCCGUCGAGCUGAAGGUGAACAAAGAGGCUCUCAUGGCCGGCGGAGGUGCCGUGCCUGAAUCUUUCCGCACCUACUACAACGGCGGCGGUGUCUUCGUCGAUGCCGAAAAACUCAAGGAUCGCGGCGUUGAGACCCUUGCGAGCUACACAGACAAGCUACAUGUUGAUUCCGGAGAAGGUACUGCGGCGGUUGUGUAUCGCAAGGUCGGCGAAGGUGGCGUCAUCCUGACUGGACCUCAUCCAGAAUUCGCCGCCGUGAACCUCAGCAAAGGCGAGGAUAUCCCCGGCUACGACAAGAUCGUCGACGCGCUGGCUCAAGAUGACAAGCAGAGGACCGAUUUCCUCAAGGCUUGCCUGAUCAAGUUGGGGCUGCAGGUCAACCAGGAAGCUCAAGUGGUACCGUCCCUCUCCCGCCUCCAUCUCACUUCCUCCAACCCCUCCGACGUGGCAGAGCUGGUGUCCUCAUGGUCCGACAUCAUCACCGUAGAAAAGGGGGAGGAGCACAUCAAGGGCGAGAACGACACAUUCCAUCUAGAGAAGCCGUCAUCAUGGUCCAUGAGCACUCUCGCCAAAGCCGUCACUUCCAUCAUCCCCGGCGCAUCAGCAGCAGAAGAGGAGGAAGAGAAGGGCAGCGGCGCAUCACCGGAGGGCAAGACUGACGCCAGCUCCACGGCUGACAGAAUCCUCGACUAUGACGCCGUCGUCAAGCGCCUCGUGCCGCACGAGACGGACCGGCCCUCGAGCAAAGCCACGCCCUACUGGAACCACGACGCCUUCUACGCCAACCUCGCGGCGUACCACUCGCGCACGCGCGACACGGCCGGCGCCUUCGGCCGCUACCUGCUCUACGGCGAAGUCGUCACCAGCACCAACACGCUCCUCGAGAAGAACCCCCGCCUCCUCAAGCACCUCCCGUCCGGCCUCACCGCGACGGCGACGACCCAGAUCGCCGGCCGCGGCCGCGGCUCCAACGUCUGGGUCAGCCCGCCCGGCUCCCUCAUGUACAGCACCGUCCUGCGGCACUCGGUCGCGCUCUCGCAGUCCGCCCCCGUCGUCUUCAUCCAGUACCUCGCCGCGCUCGCCACCGUCGCGGGCGUGCACUCGUACGACGCCGGCUACGCCUCGCUCCCCGUGCGCCUCAAGUGGCCCAACGACAUCUACGCCCUGAGCCCGGACUCGGCCGCCUUCAAAGCCGGCGGCACCCACACAUCCACGGACCCGAACGACUUCGUCAAGAUCGGCGGCGUCCUCGUCAACUCGAGCUACCAGGGCGCCGAGUACACGCUGGUCGCCGGCGUGGGCGUCAACGUCGCCAACGCGGCGCCGACGACGUCGCUGGACGCGCUCGCCCGCGCCCGCGGCCUGCCCGCCUUCCGCGCCGAGAAGCUGCUCGCGAGCGUGCUGGCGCGGUUCGAGGAGCUGUAUCGCCGGUUUUGCCGCGGCGGGUGGGACGAGGACUUGGAGCGGAUGUAUUACGGCUUGUGGCUGCAUGAGGGGCAGGUGGUGACGCUGGAGCAGGAGGGCGGCGUGAGGGCGAGGGUUAAAGGGAUCACGAGGGACUGGGGCUUGUUGGUGGCGGAGGAGCUGGGGUGGGAGGAUAGGGGGACGGGGAAGGUGUGGCAGUUGCAGAGUGAUAGUAAUAGUUUUGAUUUCUUCAAGGGGUUGUUGAGGAAGAAGUUGUAG
Diplodia corticola is the source of this 2118-nucleotide messenger RNA. Its product is annotated as biotin apo-protein ligase. Gene Ontology annotation, molecular function: biotin--[biotin carboxyl-carrier protein] ligase activity. The transcript has 3 exons. Gene Ontology annotation, biological process: protein modification process. The record is from RefSeq and is a predicted model, not a curated record. Lineage: Eukaryota; Fungi; Ascomycota; Dothideomycetes; Botryosphaeriales; Botryosphaeriaceae. Gene Ontology annotation, cellular component: cytoplasm. Bases 1 to 2118 code for a protein of 705 amino acids.